This is a messenger RNA of Racocetra persica, 308 nucleotides long. The record is from the annotation of a GenBank genome assembly. Lineage: Eukaryota; Fungi; Glomeromycota; Glomeromycetes; Diversisporales; Gigasporaceae.
AUGACAAAUCGUUUGAUUAUGAAGAAUGCCUUGAGUAUUAUGACCCCGAUAUUGACUAUAAGAUAUUGGACAACAAUAAAAGCUACCUUGAAAAUAUAUCUAAAAUUCUAUUUACUCCAAAGACCACAACAGAUAAAAGUGUGAUGACUGAUCAUGAGUAUACUAGUAAAGACUUCAUAUUUGAUAAAAAGGCACUAAAUCAUACAAAAAAUUUUGUAAUAUCAACUACUGAACAUUUAGAACAAGACGAAAGUGAUGUUAACUGGUUAAUACCAGAUAAUUUGCAAUCAGAAGUUGAGUCUAUGUAG